CUUAAGCUAGCUAUUCUAGAAUCCAGUUGCUAGUAUCUUUCUUUACCUAUAAUUCCUUUGCCUUAUUUUCCAUAGUCUUUUUAUUCUUAUAGGUUUCUGUCCGUUAGACCAACGAUGACGGCACAAUCUUCUCCAAAACACGACUGCGAUAUUAUCAUAGUCGGCGCCGGCUUUUCCGGCAUCUUUCUCCUAUACCAUCUUCGUAAACUUGGGUAUCGGUGCAAGAUCUACGAGACAGCCCCAGAUAUCGGUGGGACCUGGUACUGGAAUACCUACCCGGGAGCCCGUGUAGAUUCGGAGGGCCGGAUCUACCAGCUCUCCAUCGCAGAGGCGUGGAAGGACUGGAAUUGGAAGACAAAGUUCCCCUCUCGUGAAGAGCUCCAGGCAUAUUUCCAGCAUCUGGAUAGAGUGCUCGAUAUCAAGAAGGAUGUCGAGUUCCGACGAAGAGUGAUUGGGGCGCAGUUCGAUCGGGAGAGCGCUCAAUGGACCGUUAAAACCGCGGAUGGAAAAUCCACUACUUCUCGAUUCUUUUUACCUUGUCCGGGAACGGGUGCAAAGCCAUACGUGCCUGAAUUUCCGGGUCUGGACACUUUUCAGGGCGUCGUUUGUCAUUCCACGGCCUGGCUGCGGGGCGGUGUUGAUGUCACAGGGAAGAAAGUCGCCGUUAUUGGCACUGGGUCGACUGGGGUUCAGAUCAUCCAGGAAUGGGCCAAGGAGGCUGGUAACUUGACUGUCUUUCAACGGACACCCAACGUGGCUCUGCCGAUGCGGCAGGAGAUAUGGACACCGGAGGAUCAAGCGUGUCUCCGAUCACAGUAUCCCCAGCUCUUCGAGGACCGAGAAAAAACGUUUAGUGGGUACAUAAACGAGUUCCAACCAAUUAAGAUGUCUGAGGCAUCGCCUGAAGAGCGGGAGGCCUUGUUUGAGUCCCUCUGGGAAAAGGGUGGAUUUGCUCUGAUACUCGAUAACUACAACGAUAUCUUGCUUGAUCCAGAUGUCAACCGUGAGGUAUAUGAGUUUUGGGUCAAGAAGUCCCGUGCGAGAAUAUCUGAUCCGAGAAAACAAGACCUUCUGGUACCGCUUCAACAGUUACACCCCUUGGGGGCAAAACGGUGUUCACUAGAGCAGGAUUACUUCGAGCAGUACAACCGGCCUAAUGUGGAUAUUGUGAACCUUCGCGAAGUGACAAUUGCGGAAAUCAAACCAACUGGUAUUGCUACCAGUGAUGGUUCUUUCUAUUCUGUGGAUGUCAUCGCCAUCGCUACGGGCUUUGACGCUGUGACCGGCAGCUUCACGGAAAUGGGUCUUCGCAACACCGAUGAUACGCCGCUGGCUGAAGAUUGGAAGGACGGCGUCCAUACGUACUUGGGCAUGACAAGCCACGGUUAUCCCAAUAUGUUCUUUAUCUAUGGGCCCCACGGACCCACGGCACUCAGUAAUGGGCCCACGUCAAUUGAGAUGCAGGGCCGGUGGGUCAUUGACGCGAUCCAAAAGAUCGACCAGAGCGAGCUGUCAUAUAUUGAGCCCACCGCCGAGGCGGAGCAGGAUUGGAAAGGGCUAGUGAAUCACAUCACAGAUAUGACGCUGAUUCCAAAGGCAAACUCAUGGUAUAUGGGUGCCAACAUUCCCGGUAAGAAGCGAGAGCAUUUGAAUUUUCCGGGCGGUCUGGAAUUGUACGAUCAGCAGUGUAGGCAGGCUUUGGAAGGCUGGAAUGGAUUCCAUACUGUGUAG
Aspergillus alliaceus is the source of this 1731-nucleotide messenger RNA. Its product is annotated as flavin-containing monooxygenase. NCBI's taxonomy places the organism in Eukaryota, Fungi, Ascomycota, Eurotiomycetes, Eurotiales, Aspergillaceae. Gene Ontology annotation, molecular function: N,N-dimethylaniline monooxygenase activity; NADP binding; flavin adenine dinucleotide binding. The record is from RefSeq and is a predicted model, not a curated record. The transcript has a single exon. The coding region runs from base 115 to 1731 and encodes 538 amino acids.